This is a messenger RNA of Podospora bellae-mahoneyi, 833 nucleotides long. RefSeq lists its product as uncharacterized. NCBI's taxonomy places the organism in Eukaryota, Fungi, Ascomycota, Sordariomycetes, Sordariales, Podosporaceae. The transcript is spliced from 2 exons. The record is from RefSeq and is a predicted model, not a curated record. The coding region runs from base 100 to 636 and encodes 178 amino acids.
AUGUAGAGCUUCAACACCACGAUACAAGGAACUCACUUUCACAGUCUAAUUCUCACAUACAAUUCUUUUGUUCUGAAACCAUUUGGAAGAACGGCCAAAAUGGACACCCCACCCUCCGAAAUGGACAAGUCAACCACCUUCCUCCACCUCACCACCCUCCUCUACCUCCUCCUCCAAUCCCUCCCCCUCCUCCUCUGGCCCUCUUUAACAACAACCAUCCUCACGCCCCCAAACUACUACCCCCCCUCCUCUUCCGAUCUCGUCUCAACCUACCUCGCCCGCACCCUCGCCCUAACAAACCUAACCCUCGCCGCCCUCCUCCUCGCCCUCUCCGGCCUCCUCCCCUUAAGCCCUUCCCCAUCCCCUUACUCCUCCGCCGCAGUCCUCAUCACAACACUAUACCACUCCGCCACGGGGGUAUACUCCUACACCCGGUACACCACCCCCCGCACCUCCCAACCGAUCCACCUCUUGGGCUGUCUAGCAAGCAGUUUUCUCGCUUGCGUAGGGCUCUACGUCCUCCUAUUCGGAGAUGGGAAAAGACUGAGCAGGCGGACCGGGGCGGAUAAAGCUACCAGCGGGUGGCCUUUCAGGAAUAAAGAGGCGGAUAGGAAGAAGAAGAAGAAGUCGGGUUGAGGCCUCAGGAUGAGGAUGAGGAAAGGGUUGGACAUUGGACAUAGGAAAAAAACCUUGUGUGUGUGUGUGUGUCAUACGAGGUGUAAAAUGGCAUGUUUUGUGGUUAUAGUCUAUAAUGCUCUCGCAUGUCAUGGACAGAAGAAAACAGAGAUAAUGCCAGGGGGAAAUAGGGACCUUCAAAGAUAGGUAGCCAGCCC